AUGCCGAUUGAAAUCGUUUGCAAAAUUGCAUUUUCGGAGGAUGACGAGAAGCAGAAGGGAGCAGUGGAAUGUGACAAGAGGAGUUUGAUCGAAGAGGGCUGUGAGUCCUCCGCCACUGACCUCGUCACCUUUGCUGAUACCUGCUCGCUGCAUGGUCUUAACCACAUCUUUGUCCCAGGUGGCUGCGGGCUGAAGCAAAGUCUCUGGGCACUUGCCUUCCUCUCCUCGGUGAUGUUCUUUCUCUACCAGGUGGUGAACUGUACCAUGUAUUAUCUCAAACAUCACCAUGUCACCGCCCUGGAUGAGGAAUCUUAUCAUGAGAUCCCCUUUCCCGCCAUCACUAUCUGCAAUAUGAACAGAUUCCGUCACACUGCCCUGACAGACGCUGAUAUCUACCACCUGGCCAACAUGACUGGAUUGCCCCCAAAGAGCAAGGAUGCCCACAAGGCAGUUACACAGGGUUACCCUGUAGCUGACAUGAUGGAUAUCUUCAACAGGACUGGUCACCAGAUCGAAGAGAUGCUGAAAAACUGUAACUUUAGUGGCUCCUACUGCUCGGCCCACAACUUCUCAGUG
Molecule: messenger RNA, 576 nt
Organism: Rhincodon typus (whale shark)
Lineage: Eukaryota; Metazoa; Chordata; Chondrichthyes; Orectolobiformes; Rhincodontidae
Product: acid-sensing ion channel 4-A-like
Exons: 1
Biological process (GO): sodium ion transmembrane transport
Cellular component (GO): membrane
Molecular function (GO): ligand-gated sodium channel activity
Source: RefSeq, a predicted model, not a curated record